Messenger RNA from Paramecium tetraurelia, 468 nucleotides. RefSeq lists its product as uncharacterized. Lineage: Eukaryota; Ciliophora; Oligohymenophorea; Peniculida; Parameciidae. The transcript has 3 exons. The record is from RefSeq and is a predicted model, not a curated record.
AUGAAUAUCUGGGAGAUCGAUCUUUGUGGCAAAAGUAUAGCAAACUCAGUUAGUUUCAUAGAGAUUUUCGCUUAUUAUCCAGAUAUGAUUAAUGAAUUGCAGGGAUUAUUUGUGAUACUUAUCUUAUUUCUGUUUAAUAAUAUUUAAUUCAUGCAAUUAUUAUCUCUAAACUCAAACUCAAAUAUAUAAAUUGAGGAAAUUCAAACCGAUAAGAAAUAUUAAGAAGAUACCAAACAAUUACUCUAAAUGAAGGUCUAAGACUUUCACAAGAAAAUGUAAAAAGAGAGGAAUGAAAAUUUAUUUAAAAAAAAAAGAUCAAUGGCUGCUUAGCCUCCAAUUUUAUAAGACGAUCAACCCUAUCCCUAUGUACUUGAUGAAAAUGAUUUUGAAGAUGAGGAAACUUAUCAUAUGAACAAUUUUGAAGAAAUUCAAAAGGAGCUCGAAGCAUUUUACUCAUAUUAAAUUUGA